CAAUUUUAUUCGCAUCUCGCGCUCGCGCAUUUCGUAUGUUACUUGUUUCGAGUUUACUUCAGUUAGUUUUGUUGUUUUGCUAAACUUACAUCAAUAAUUUAUUCAAAAUGAAGCCUGAUACCAAGUGUGUUCUCCGUUUCGCCAAACUGACGGACCAGGCUAUCGCUCCGUCCAAAGGUUCCGCCAAGGCCGCCGGAUUCGACUUGAAGAGCGCCUACGAGUACACCGUUCCGGCCCGCGGCAAGCAGCUGGUUAUGACCGACAUCCAGGUUCAGCUGCCGGAGGGUUGCUACGGUCGGGUGGCGCCCCGCUCGGGUUUGGCCGUGAAGAACUUUAUCGAUGUCGGUGCCGGCGUCGUGGACGAGGACUAUCGUGGCAACCUGGGGGUGGUCCUGUUCAACCAUUCCGACAACGAGUUCAAGGUGGCCCGCGGCGAUCGGAUUGCGCAGUUUAUCUGCGAGCGGAUCUUCUACCCCGAGCUAGAAGAGGUCGCCAGUUUGACGGAAACGGAACGCGGUGCGGGAGGGUUCGGUUCCACGGGAACGCAGUGAGGUGUCGAACAAUCUCGCUCUAGUUGUUAAGAUUUUCAUUUUGUAUUCGUAAAAAAUAUGGCGAAAGCCAAUAAAAUGUUGAUGCUGUGAGUAAUAAAAAAGUUAUUGAUUGGUUGUAUCUAUCUU
Messenger RNA from Culex quinquefasciatus (southern house mosquito), 677 nucleotides. It is a transcript of the gene dUTPase, whose product is annotated as deoxyuridine 5'-triphosphate nucleotidohydrolase. The record is from RefSeq and is a predicted model, not a curated record. Gene Ontology annotation, biological process: dUMP biosynthetic process; dUTP catabolic process. The transcript has 2 exons. Gene Ontology annotation, molecular function: magnesium ion binding; dUTP diphosphatase activity. The coding region runs from base 108 to 551 and encodes 147 amino acids. NCBI's taxonomy places the organism in Eukaryota, Metazoa, Arthropoda, Insecta, Diptera, Culicidae.